This is a messenger RNA of Balaenoptera musculus (blue whale), 6975 nucleotides long. It is a transcript of the gene DNAAF2, whose product is annotated as dynein axonemal assembly factor 2. The record is from RefSeq and is a predicted model, not a curated record. Gene Ontology annotation, cellular component: cytoplasm. Gene Ontology annotation, biological process: axonemal dynein complex assembly. The transcript is spliced from 3 exons. Lineage: Eukaryota; Metazoa; Chordata; Mammalia; Artiodactyla; Balaenopteridae. Bases 1731 to 4466 code for a protein of 911 amino acids.
GGGAAGUCCCAGGAAUAAUCUUAAUAUUACAGAAAGCCUGGAAUGGAAGAUAUUUCUUUCAAAGCUUUUUGGGGAAGAGAUACUGAUAAAAAAAUAAAAAUGACACCGAAAGAAAAUUCCUCAAGAAAUGUAAUCUGAAUGUUGUGAUAAGUGAAUUCUGGUUAAGGAUGAAGUGGCAAUUUGAGAUGUGGUUUAAGGAUGUAAAAUUUCAGAGUAUUAGAAGAGGUCUGAUGUUAGAAGAGCAAGAUUGAGCUUUAAUUUCAAGAAUAGCCUGGAAAUUUUGACUAAAGGUGAAAUCAAGGCAUAAGUUCAAAAGCUACUAGAUUACUUGGGAAAAUUUACAAUUUGGGCCUUGAAAGUGAAAUAGAAACUGCAAGGUUGCUGGUCCAGUUAGAAGAACCAUAGAGCUAAAUAUGAAAGAUUUCUUUAGGAACACAUUUAAUGCCUAAAAAGAUAGGGUACGUUUACGGGUUAGCAAGGUGACGUAAGAUGAAGCAGAGCAGUUAACUAUGUACGAGCUGAUAAGUUGCCAGAAUCAGGCAAUAAUUAUUAGAAUAAGACAGGAACUAGAAUCAGGUGGAGGUGGACAUUGUCUGGAAAGAGGUCUGAAAAAUGGGCUAGCAGAGGAACAGCACUGCAAGGGUAUCCAGAGCUAAUACUCUGGGGCCCAGAGAAGUGGUGUGCUCCCCGACUUGGUGUUUUAUCAGCUGAAGCACGGCUGACCGCACCGCAGAAAUCUGGGUAUGAGGCACUGUCAUGUGACAUUAUGCCUUAGGGGCCAGGUAGAUCACACAAGACGGGAGUAGGCUGAGAUUUCUCUGCUGUGAGAAAAGCCAACACUUGGUCUCAGUGUGGGGAAACCACAGGAAGUGCCAGUGCAUGUGAUGAGGUAGGAGAGAAACCUGGAUGGUGUCUCGACAUUGAGGUAAUGCCAACAUUGUGUUAAAUGUUGCUGAGAGUUGCAACAAAAUGAGAACAGAAAAGUGAGCACUGGAUUUAACAACUACCAAUUAAUAACUACCCCAAUCAAUAAAUAUUCUUCUAUAAUAUCUAUUUGAAUGGCUGCAUAGAAUCCCAUUGCAUGGCUGUACCAAAAUCCGCUCAACCAGUCCCACUGUUGAAUUCUUAGCUUCUUCCCAAACUUUUAGAAUCAUGAUGUUUCUUGAGCAUGCUCUCAAAGUUGGAAUUGCUGGAUCAAAAAAAGUAUGCACGUUCUAAAGGCUUUUUAUACAGCUACCAAACUACUCUCUAGAAAGGUUUUAUUAAUAUAAUUCUACCACCCCAAGGAAAUAGAGUAAUUGUUUUUAAAAAAAGCCUUUUCCAUUCUGAUAGGUGAUAUGUAGUAUCUUAUAUUUGCAUUUUUAUUAUUAACGAAGUCAUAUGUUUACUGAUCAUUGGCUAUUUAUGAAUAGCCUGCCCAUAAUAUCUCUUGCACCAAAUGAGAGUUGUAAACAGGGCAAAUUGGUGAAAUAUCUAGAAGACUGAAAUGCUGGUUUAGCGAAGUGAAUAAAGCAUAUAAAGUUGUUAGAAUCACAGCUUGUGAAUGUAUUAGCUUUGUAACUUUCGUCAGGUAACUUCUCAGGUCCCAUCUUCUUAUCUGUGAAAUGGGGAUUAGGUCUACCUUGAAGUGUUGUGAACAAUGGAUAACGUACAUGAUGCUGUUAAUUAUGACAAUUAUUCAGAUGGUUAUUUUGCAGAGGUAACUGCACCAUGGCACAGGAAUCUAAAAAAUGCAUAAUGUUGGUUUGAAGAAACUAAGGCUAUUUCUGAUAUUUCCGUCACCCCUAUUCCUGCCCCUCCUCCCGGGUGUUGGUGGUGUCACUAUGGCAACGAGCACACGCUGCCCGAGGCUCAGUUCUCUGGCGGUUACAGACCUCCACCGCCUCACUCUCCGCAGACCAGCGACUCUACGACGCGUUCCUCCCACUCGGCCUCAGAUUCAUCUCCCUUGGCCCCUGGGCAAGGAGCCGAGGGGCAGCAUGGCCAAGGCGGCAGCCUCUUCGCCGCUGGAAGACUUGGACCUGAGCGGAGAGGAGGUCCAGCAGCUCACCUCCGCCUUCCAGGACCCGGAGUUCCGGCGAAUGUUCUCCGAGUACGCCGAGGAGAUUACGGACCCCGAGAACCGGCGGCGCUACGAGGAGGAGAUCACGGCCCUGGAGCGUGAGCGCGGAGUGGAGGUGCGGUUCGUGCACCCGGAACCGGGCCACGUGUUGCGCACCAGCCUGGAUGGGACCCGGCGCUGCUUCGUGAACGUGUGCAGCAACGCUCUGGUAUGCGCGCCCAGCAGCCGGCCCGGCUCCAGGGGCGCGGCAUCCGGCAGCCAGUGGUCCCUGCCCUACAGCCUGGCGCCGGGCCGCGAGUACGCUGGGGGCCGCGGAAGCCGCUACACCGUCUACGACGUGGUCUUCCACCCAGACGCGCUCGCGCUGGCCCGACGCCAUGAGCGCUUCCGCCAGAUGCUGGACGCCACGGCCCUGGAGGCCGUGGAGAAGCAGUUCGGCGUGAAGUUGGACCGCAGGAAUGCCAAGAUCCUGAAGGUCAAGUACAAGGGGACCCCGGAGGCCGCCGUGCUACGCACGCCCUUGCCCGAGGGCUCCCCGGCCCGGCCCGAUGGGGAGCCGGAGAGCCCUCUCCCCGAUUUCCCCUACCCCUACCGGUACCCGGAGGCCGCCGGGAGCGCUGCGAUCCCCAGGCCCCAGGCGCCCUCCCCUCCGGAGGCCGUCCUGCAGCCCGCCCCCACCGAGCCUAGCUACAGCGUGGUGCAGCGCCACCACGUGGACCUCCAGGAUUACCGCUGCUCUCGGGACUCGGCCCCUAGUACUGUGCCCCAGGAGCUGGUGGUCACCAUCGAGCUGCCGCUGCUGCGCUCGGCCGAGCAGGCGGCGCUGGAAGUGACGGGAAAGCUGCUGUGCCUCGACUCGAGGAAACCCGACUACCGGCUGCGGCUCUCGCUCCCGUACCCGGUGGAUGACAGCUGCGGCAAGGCGCAAUUCAACAAGGCCCGGCGGCAGCUGGUGGUCACGCUACCUGUGGCGCUGACCGCCACGCGCCCGGAGCCCGCCGCGACCCCGGAAGAGGGCGCCGACCGGCCCGGAACUGACGGCGCGCCCUGCGCUUCCGCUCACCAGGGUCAGGCGGGCCCGGCGGGGGUUGGUGGGGCGGACGGAGGCGCGGAUCCCAGCCGAACCGGGACUGCAGACGCCGGAAUCACCACCCCGGACGCCGACGGGGAGGAGCGCGUCUCAGAACCCGAGGAGCGGGAUUUCAGCGGGCAAGAGAGAUCAACAGCAGGCAUCCGGGAGGAGCCGCCUCCCGGAGCUGGAAACUCACCUGGGGACGGUGGCGGAGGCGCUCCUAGUACUUCAUCCGGGGACCUUGACAGGGGGUCUUCUGCAGGAAGAGUGAGUGCGCGCCGAACUCUCGGCGUGGAGGCGCUGGAGGCCCGGGAAGGCACCCCCAGGGAGCCAGCUGAUCGAGCCAUGGGUGCUCCCGGGACCGACCGCGGGGAACCUCUGUGUCCGCCUUUGCAGUGUAAUCAGGAUGAAGAAUCCCUGACUCUGCUCAUUCAAGUGCCUCGGAUCCAGCCUCAAAGUCUUCAAGGGGAAGUGACUCCCCUCUGGUACAAAUUGUCCUUCUCCACCCAAGACUUAGUUUAUUAUUCCUUCUUUUUGCAAUUUAGUCCAGGGAAUAAGCUGAAUACCAAAGAACCAGUGGUUAGCAUUUCUUCAAACAAUGCAGUGAUAGAACUGGCCAAAUCUCCAGAGUGCCAUGGACAGUGGAGAGAGUGGUAUUAUGGUUUAAACAACGAUUCUUUGGAGGAAAGGUUAUUUGUCAGUGAAGAAAACGUUAAUGAGUUUCUUGAAGAGGUCCUGAGCCCUCCAUUCAAACAGAUAAUGCCCCUAACCCCACCAUUAAUUGAAGUUCUUCAGGUUACUGAUAGUAAGAUUGAAAUACAUGCAAAGUUGCAAGAAUGUAGUAACUCUGAGCAGCUUCACAAGAAGGAAGAAAGAGUCAAUGAAGGAAGUCAUCUAACUGAAAAAGAAAGUCUAGAACAUGCUACUACCUCAGCUGAUUCCAAUUCAUCUGUAGCAGUCAAAGUACUAGAAACAGACAGUUGUGGUUCAGUUGCAUGCAUGCAACAAGGGGCCCUUGAUGUUUCUCAAAAGCCGUUUGCAAAGUCUCAGCAACCUGAGUCAAAAAUGGAACCUGAAUUUACAAAAGACAAAAGUGCUGUUCACUCAAAUGACGAAAAAGAUAAUUUAAAAGAACCAGUAAUAACUGAAGAGAAAGAAUUAGAUGGAGAUCACCCAUCUUCAUUACUGAACAAAAUUGCAGUUCACAAUACACCUGGUUUUGACAACAUAAAGGAAACCAAUAUGCAGGAUGGUAGUGUGCAGAUUAUUAAAGAUCAUGUGACUCAUUGCUCAUUCAGUUUUCAUAAUUCUUUGCUUUAUGACUUGGAUUAAUUCUGUGUCAUCUUAGAAUUUAAAGGUUGAGUAAAAACUUAUGGACUAAAAAUAGAUUCUGUUUACUAUCUUAAAACCAAAGGUAUUCAAGAAAGUAUAAAAUUAAAAUUUGCAAUUUUUAUUCUCAUGGGGAAACUGAAGCUAUUUUUUUGCAUGUAGAGAGUUUAUACAAAGCUUCCUUAAUUAUGGAAAUAAGUUUUGUGAUUCCUCUGAUGUAUAUUUUUUCUAAUAGUUAAACAUUUAGUUUUAAUACAACCUAUUUAUAUUUCUGUGUUGUUUUUGGCUUCUUUUGCAAUUACUUUAAUAAAGUUUCAAAAUAAAUAUUCAUUAAGUUGUGUCUGUCACAAAGUAAUUCUAAAGAAUGCAAUUAACUAGAAGCACACUAGAGUGCAUGUGUUGGGGGGAGGAGAAUCUCAAAACUACGCAUUUAUAAGUCUCACUAAAUAGGAUGUGCUUAUGCUUGUCAUAGAGAUUCUGAGAGGAAAGAACUUUACUAACCAAUAUUAAACGAUCCAAACAAUACAAAGACACUGAAAUUUAGUAUUUUUGCUUCAACUCUGUGUUUUACUCUUCUCAUAUGUAAGUCACCAUGUAUAUAUAUACGUCUGUAUACAUAUAUAAAUAACAGGUUAUUAACGACCUUGAAAAUUCAAAAUUUUAAAAGAAUUAUUUGGAAAUUAUUCAAACAUCCCUUGGUUUUAUAGAAUUAAUUUACAAAUUUUAGAACAGGACAAUUAAAAUGACCUAAGAAUUUGCUCCAAUAAGAAAACUGUCUUCAUUAUAUUAUUACAUGAAAACAACAACAAAAGCUAGUGUUUUCUAAUCAAUUUCUUUUAUAACACCUAAAAGAGGGCAGCAGAUAAUUUAUCUAACAGUGGCUAAGUUAUGAAUUUUGUGGCAUAGUAUUUUUAUUUGAGGCCAGGAGAAAAUCUCAAUAGAUUUUUUUUUUCCUCACAAAAAAUUUUAGGACAACAUGAAAGACAAUAUAGAAAGGAAAAUAUUUGUUGAUCUAAUCGCUGACCCCAAGGCCUUGAGCUGAUCUAUUUCUGUUCCAAAAACAGCUACUAAUUCAAACCUCUGGCCUUACCUUAGUCCUGGAAACUACUUAAUUUCUUUAGUCCUUUGAACUAGGGAGGUCAGGUCAGAGCACCAAAAACUGGUACAAAGCCUAGCAGUUCAUUCUGAUUUACAUUUAUAACCCCAGUAAAACCUGGAACCAGAGGGCUGAGGGCAGUAUAAAGGUAGCUCAUAAAGCAAGAGAACUAUUUGCUCCGUUGUAGAUGACCAUAUACAUUUUUCAACCAUAACAGGAAUCUUAAUUUGAUGGAAUAAUAGUUUUGAGACUGUCCAUUAGGUACACAGUUUUCUUAGAUUGAAAUAACUAUUGCAGUACCUACACAGAAAGUAGUCUAUCUUUGUGGUUGAAUACAAUUAUAUACUGUUAAGGGAAACUUCCAUGUUAAAUAUGGAGUAAAUUUUAAGCCUGCUUCCUAUUAUUUACUGUGUCUGUCCUUUUAAAAAGUAUGAUUUCUGUUAAAAUAAAGCUGGCACUAGAACAUGUUUCACUUUGGCAGGACUGAACUUUGUAUCAUUUCUGGCUGUACUUCACUUACACAGCAGCUUUUUACUGCUCAUUAUCUAUGCCUGACUAAUUUGAAAGCCAGUUUCUUCCAAAGGGAUGCACUGUCAAGAGCUGGGUUUUCUUUAUUUCAAACUCAGUUAUACAAUGUACAGAUAAUAUGUAAUGCUAACUUUAAACCUUGUAGAAUGUCUUUACUGGAUUCUGGUGUAAAAAUUUAUUCUGCAAAAUGAUUAGGAAUCUUUUUAUGCAAAAAUGAGUAUUUUAUUUUGGCAGCACUAAAAGAAAAAAAAAAAAAAACACUGUAUUUCUACAUUGAGGUGAAAACAGUGUUUAAACUUUCCUAUCAAAUACAUUCCAAAAGAAAGUGUGUUCUAUGAAGGUUCCAAAGCACAGGCAAAUCUUAACACAAUAAUACAGGAAUCUUUAAUACUGAAAAUGACUCUGUUCUGACAGGGUGUUUAACAAACAUAACUUUCGAGUUAUAAAACCAGUGAAGCAAUCCCUUCCUAGUAACUGUGUCAAGAGUGAAGCUGGGCUUGUUCCAUUAAUACUCUUAACAAUUUCAUUGUAAUACUUUUUACUAAUAUGACAAUUUAAAAUAAAUUUUGCUGUACUUAAAAGAAGUCUUGAAAGUGGAAAAGUGUACAAAGUUCCGGAUAAAAAGAUUAAUAGAUGCAAUUUAAAUAAAAUUUCCCCUCUUCUCGCUUAUCAAUUAACAAUAAUGAUUACCUUUAGCAGAUACACAUUGAGCUUUAAAACCCAAUUCUCAAAAUGAAAACUUGUGUUUUAAAUCUUAAUCAGACAUAAAAGGAAAAGAUUACUAUAUUGGGACACCUUUUACAAGAAUUCUGUUGUUGUAUUAAAGCAGAAACCAGUUCCUAAACCCUUUUAUUCAAUUGUAUAUUCUGUUUGGACAAAUAUCAAAAA